This is a messenger RNA of Dreissena polymorpha, 6929 nucleotides long. RefSeq lists its product as uncharacterized. Lineage: Eukaryota; Metazoa; Mollusca; Bivalvia; Myida; Dreissenidae. The transcript has 10 exons. The record is from RefSeq and is a predicted model, not a curated record. Gene Ontology annotation, molecular function: zinc ion binding; protein binding. Bases 163 to 1848 code for a protein of 561 amino acids.
UUGGUUGCUGUUCAGUUCAGUUCAAAAUUUCAUAUUACUUGCCUGUGUUAAAUAAUAAUUGUGUGUGCUUUCUGGGAUAUUUAUUGUAACAUAUACUUGGACAUAAAUAUUUCAAUUGAUUUUAGAUUGUAUAAUCUUGUUUGUUGAAAGUGAAUUAUCAAAAUGGCGACAUCUGCAUUUUCUAGAAAUUUUGAUUUGGUUAAAUAUUAUUGUUGUACAAUCUGCGAGAAAGAACGGUCUGUAGAAAUAGAUGCAGAAUUUUACUGUAAAAAAUGUCGCAAGUAUUACUGCAAACCGUGUAUUCAAUCUCAUAGACAGCAUGGUUGGUGGUUUAAUAAAAAAUCUCCUUAUGGAAAGGAUAAAAUAAUGAAGUGGCCACGUUCUAAGAAGAUGGAGAAUUAUCUCAUAACAUGUGACAUACACAAGGAUGAAAAAAUAACAAUAUUGUGCAAUAGCCAUAGUGAGCUGUGCUGCUCCAGUUGUGUUGAGCUUAAUCACAGCCAGUGCAGUAAAGUGACUCCAAUUAAUGAGCUGACUGACAUGCAGCCCACAGACCUACAGGGACUGUCAGUGGAGCUGGAAACUGUUCUGGGAGAAAUCAAAAGCCUUCAGAUCAGUCAGGAGCUCAGUGUUCAGGCAUUGCUAAGAACAUAUAAGGAACAUGGGGCAGUCAUGAUAGAACAAAUGCGUGGCAAUUUAAAUUUUAAUAUAGAUGAUAUAGAUGAGUGUGGUAAUAGUUAUGUGAGUACAUCGGGCGGACAUGAGCAAUAUUUAAAAGAAGAGAUGUGUAGGAGUGUUCUUUUUAUCUUGAAUGAAUUUGAUAAUAUUACUGUGAAGGAACUAAACGAGAUGAGAGAUGAAGUUAUAAGCAUAAAAGGGUCAAUUACAAGUUCUAUUCAUAAAUGCACCAGUCUUCACAAUGACUUGUCACAUUUCCAUGAAUUUGUUCAGAAAAUUGGAGAUAAUAAGGAGCUCUGCCUUAUAGCCAGCAUAAAAUGUAAGCAUAUAAUACAGCAGGCAUUAACUCUGCUAGGAAAGUCAGGCAAGGCGUUUAAUGUCCAGAGUAAUACUAAGCACAAUGUGAGAAUACCAAGUGAUUCAUAUAAUUGUAUUAUCUCAGGCAUAUGUGUUCUGACUGAUGGGCAGGUACUGGUUGUAGACUGGAAAAAUCAGAAUGUCAAGCUGCUGAACCAGCAGUACCAGGUGGUGAGUCACUGGGAUGUGAAUGCUCGGCCAGUUGACAUUUGUUUGAUCACACCCAGUGAGGUUGCAGUGGCUGUGAAUGACCAUGAUAGCAAGAUACAUGAGGUCCAGUUUAUCACUGUCAACCAGGGAAAGCUUGUUUCUGGCAGGAAGUUUCAGUUACAACAUGAAUGUACAUGUAUUACCCAUCACCAAGGAGACCUUUUUGUCACCUCUGGUCAAGAACUGUACAAAUACUCACUGAAUGGCAAACUGAUCUACAGACUCUACCAAUAUAGAUCAGCUGAUUGGACAGUAUACAGGUGUGCUGUGAGUCCCACAGGAGACAGGCUGUACAUCACCAACUACCAGCAGGACAAGCUUCUCACCCUGGCCAGGGAUGGCACACUCCUGGCUACAUACUCAGACCCAGCACUAGAGGGCCCACAUGGUCUACAUGUGACCCCUGCAGGCCAGGUGCUGGUCUGUGGAUGGCCCCACACUGUACUACAGGUGGGCUGGGAGGGAGAGAGUAAGCUGGCUAAUCUUGCUACUGAGGAGGAUGGAGUGUGGUACCCAGUGUCAGUCUGCUACAGCAGCACAACAUCCUCCAUCAUUGUGGGACAGAGGUGGAACGACAACAUCCUGGUGUUCAGAGUGGAAUAGUGUGUACAUUGGCUGCUGAGUCAGGGCAACAAUGAUGAGGAUGUGGUGGACAAGAAUGACCUGAGUACGCAGAAGCAACUGCUCAGCACAGAAGAUGACUGUCUGACGAAGGCUCAGCCGUAUCACAGUCCAGUAAUGUGGGGGGAUGAUGCGGUCGUUCCAUGUCGCACCAUGAAAGACAUUUUAGCUGACACUUGCAAGGAAGGGAAUUGAAGAUCUGCAACAGCAGUGAGCAUGAGCAUUGUUAUCAAGUUGACAUCGCAAUGGCACCAGUCGGACCCCCAGGAACCUCAGUCCAGGACAACCCUUCCCCUCCCAUGACCCAUAGCUCCACCCCUUUGACCUCCUGCCUCAAAGCUUCGUUGAACAAUACCAUUCUGCUGGAAUGUCUGAGCAUGUUGAGUUUUCACAAGCUGUUCUCAACAACAGGACAACCCUUCCCCUCCCAUGACGCAUAGCUCCACCCAUUUGACCUCCUGCCUCAAAGCCUCGUUGAACAAUACCAUUCUGCUGAAAUGUCUGAGCAUGUUGAGUUUUCACAAGCUGUUCACAACAACUGCCGCGUCCGUGCUGAUCGAUAAGCACUCGAGCCUGAGUAGUUUGGAUAACUUGUUACAUGCUUUGUGGGACUAACAGAGCAACAGCGAAUAAUGUGAGAAAAUCAAGAAACAGGUAAAGAGUUAAAAUUGGAAGCAUAAGCUAUCCACGGGGGCUACUUUUGAUUUCAAUAGUAGAAGCAUAAUGGACCAUCCUGAUUUGUCCUCUAAUGCGUCCAAAAUGUUCAAAACAAACAUGCUUUUUACGCAGUUGCUGACAAAAAAACUUUGUUAUGAACACUCAUAGCAUGAUGAAUACAUCGGGUGUGGUUCAGGCGCAAAUACUGCCCAUCAUCGUUAACAAGGUGCUUAAGGUGCAUCCAUCAGGGUUGUUACAAGUACUUCACACUCUGAGACAAAACGGCCUUGCAUUGAAUAGACACUAGAUGAGGCGUUGAAAAAUGACAGCAGUUUUGUUGUGUGGUCAAGUAUGACCUUUGACUCUCAACCCGACAUUAGGUAGAACUCAAACUCGGCCCUCAGCAAUAUCAGCGAGGCUAGCAGUUUUGUUGUUUGGUCCAGUAAGCCCUUUGACUCUCAACCCGACAUUAGGUAGAACUCAAACUCAAUCCUCAGCAAUAUCAGCGAGGCCAGCGUGUCAUCUCGCCUUCUUCAGCCUCAGCAACCAUUAUUAGCCAACAAGACAAACAUUGUUGAGGUAAAUGUCUAUGGCAAUCCGCACCCCCUUCUUGCACAAAUACUAUAACUCGCUCAAGAAAUUCAGCACGGGGACAUUUUGCUUCAGUCUAGCAUGCCACCUAUGAUCAUCUUCUCCCAUGUUGGAUACAUCAACACUUUGAACAGCAGAGCCUUGGUGAGUCCGACUUCCGACCCAGCAGCGAUGUUGCUUAGCAACAAUUCCAUGCUGGGUAUGGAAAACUUGUUCCAGACGAGUUGCUCGAGUAGAAACGAUCUGCUACAGCAGAUAGAGCAGGCGUUGAGUGACUUUCUGUAAAUAUGACUGACCUUGAUAUGUUGAUCUCGAAUAAUGUGAACCUGAUGCCUGUGAUGCAGUCUGUGAUUGACGCCAUUUAGCAGCAGCUGUUACCUGACAUGCCCGGGCUUGGGGUGGCGACUACGGCACCUGGACUUGCACCAUCUCUGUCUGUAUCCCAUUAACGGCAGCUGCAGCAUUAACAACAACAGGACAUCUUGCCAAUGAACAUGGUGCCCUUUCCGGAAUGAACAGUGCCACUGCGACUAACGUGACCCUUCAGAGAAAUAGAAUUUUAGGACCAAUAUCACCCCAGUAUCAAUCAGGGCUCCAACAACAGCCGCCCCCAGUCCAAGCCUUGUGAGCCUUUGGGAAGGGGUCAAGAUGCCCACAAGGUCUCAACUCUGUUUGUCCCGAGGCUUCUUCCAGCAGCAGUGGAACAACAUGGCAUCCCAGCAGGGGAUAUCACACUAUAACAACGGUCACCUAUAAUUGUCUGGUGGCGUUCAGCUUCAGACGUUGCAAAAUCAGCUUUAUUCGUUCAGCGAGCCCACAGUAUCCAAACAACAAAGCCACCCGCACAGGAACAACAACAACAUCACGCGGAUCAGCCAUCUCAAAUGUCCAAUAUCUGAAACACAACAACUUUCCAGCUGAGAGGCCCAUUAUGGAGAUACCAAAACACCAAGAUACCAAGCCGCGGCUUGCUACCAUGCUCCGUGUCCACCCCACCCAAACUUAGACCCCUCUGUCUUCAACCAUGCCACAUAACCAUAGGGGAGUUAACCAGGACUUGAACCAAAACAGGGACUUUAACUGUGAGACAGUUUGGAAGGUCCUGAAACAAUACUUCUCGUUCAGAACUGCUCAGGAGGGACGGUACUCUCUGUCAGAUUUUCUGGGGGCGUCCUUGUCUUCAAUUCAGUCCCCGGUGUCCACUCUGGUUCCAUGGGAAUGUACUCGAAUCUCCAGUAGAGCUACCAAAACCAACAAAGCAACUACCCGCAGCCAAAGCUAGUUUACCCUUAAACAUUUAGCACGGCAGGGAAAUGCAAAAGGCCAAACCAUGCCUCAGCCAAAUGGCAGCAGCAUAAACGCUUAUCCGGGGCAGUCCGGUUUGUCGCAAAGUGAGCCCAAAAUGUUUGGCACCCCAGUUACAUCACGAGGUUAUGUAAAAAAUUCAGAGUGUUUAAGAACAAACCCUGAACCCACCUUUCGGAGCAGGAAAUCUUAGCGAGGAACAAUUAUGGUGGAUAUCAAACCUGCCCAGACAAAAAAAAAAACUCAGGCACACCAACAGUUUUCAACGCCGCAACCUUAAGCAGAAGAAAAGAAAUGCUGACUAGAAGUUUGUUGAGGAUGGACACGGAGGAAAAUGGAUAGAAUUAAGCUAUAAGACAAGUUAGGAUGGUGAAAUAAAUCAUGUCAUACCUGUAUCAGCUAGAGUUGAAACCUUUUAUAGUGGAUGUUGUCGCUCCUAGGGAGUGUACAGAAGAAACGCAGGAUGGUGCUUUUUGUAGUUCAAUGAAGGGUUAGAGGUUCAUGAACGUGUAUCAAGCCAAACCUCUGUUUGUAUAAUGCCAAGAGCCUGUCUAAGACUAAUCGGGGACGAUACUUUUGCCCAGACUAGAUUUCUCGGUUGGAAAAGACUACAUUUAAACAAAAUUUCCUUUAAAGCAGAGAGUUUUGUCACUGAUAAGGACUGCAUUUGCUACCCGGCACUUUACUUUACUCACAUGAAUUAAGCACGGUUUUCCCAGUGACAGGCUCGUCCAAUAUUGAACAUUUAACAUUUACAUUUGAAUCAUUCAUGCAAAGUGGCUGCUUGAUCAAGCUAGCACAAAAUCUUAAUAUUAUUCAUUGAGACCUUGACAUAUUACUGCCCGCCAGUACAAAGAUGGAUUGAAUAGACAAUAACCGGUUCAGGGCAUUUGGAUUGUACUACAGUAACAUGUUGUAAAGUUUUUAGGUGAUAACAAUUGACUUAGUAUCCACUAUUAAAUAAUUGUUGCAGACAUUGAUCUACACUCAUCAAAGUAUUUUUGUUUUGUUGUAAUAUAAAAUGUAACAAUAUUAAAAUGGACGAGAUGCAAAUACGAUAAGUAUUAUAUAAUAGCUAAUGUGCAAUGUAUUGUUUACAGUAAAGUUGGCAGACAAUAGUGUUGAAAUGUCUCAAAUUGCAGACUUUAAAUGUAACAAUAUUAAAUAGUGAUUAUAGGCAGUUAAUGUGUUCUCCAGAUGUCAGAGGAAUAUUCUGUUACGUUUGGAAGAUAGGAUACAGUCAUAAGAAAGUGUAUUCAUUUCAUGCAUAGUAAUUGUUUUAUGUUUCGAUGUUACGUGAAGUUGAUAUUAUACUUGUGUUCAAUGUAUUAUUUCACUCAUGUGGAUUAUCAUAGUAAUAACACAUACUUAUGUGCGCUAUACUAUUUAAUGAUGUUACUAUGCUGGUGGCUCAAGUAAGACUGUAUCAGUCUCGUGGCUUGUGCUAUUUCGCGUCACACUCGAGGCUCGCAUCUCGUGUGAUACGUCAUUACACAAGUCACUCGACGGAUACAAACUCUUUGAACAAUCGACUAGCGUAAUAUUCCGCUUAUAAAUCUGUUUUGUAUAUGUCAACAAGUAAAGUAUUUCAGCUUAGGUUUGAAAUAAAAAUUAAACGACACAUUGUUAACUAAAAAGUUAUCAAUGGUUUCGUCAGAAAAAUACUGCAGGAUAUUUAUGUCAGGAGUACCAACACAGAAAAACAAUAUCUUAACAUCCUUUUUCUUGAAAUGAAAAGUAACACAUUUAGAUUUAGAAAAUGGUUUGCUAUUCUAAUCUAGAAAUGUAUUUUAAAUAGGUAAGGUCUUCUCAUGAUUAAGUAUAUAAUUGAUUUGAAAUACUGGAAAUAUAAUUAACGUCGUGAUACAUAUAUAGUAUAAUAAAGCAAAGUAUUUUUUAACGAAACUCAUAUCAUAAGAUUUGUAUAUACAACAUGUACUCACUUCAUGUUGACGAAAUGCUUAUUCUUUUUGAAAAAAUACCGUCUGCAGUCAAAUUAGUUUUGUUGAUUUUGUAUACAUUUUAUUGAAUGUACAUACAUAUUUAUGUAUAAUACUAUAUAUUUUGUUUAACAUUCAAAGUACCAUUUUUUUAGCACUUAAUACCUCACCUUUUAUGUCAAAUUCAGCCCAUUUGAGCCGCAUUCUGGUAAAAUGUGACUUGACGCAUGUUGGCUAAGUGUCGUCCCAGAUUGGCAGUCCUCACAUGCUAAUUUGGGACGACAGUUUUCGCUUUAAUGUAUUUUUCAUUUUCAAUAAGUAUUUUAUAAGCGAAAUCAAGUUUUGAAAAGUGUCGUCGGUGAUUUCCAGCAGAAUGUUAGGAUUGCACGAGCUUAUCUGGGACGACAGACACUUUACGCACAUGCGUUACGUCCCUUUUUCCGACAGAGCGGCUCAUUUAAAAGUUGAUAAAAAAUCAGAAUGACCACAGUUCCUUAAGAUAUAUCCUCAAUAGAGAUUGUAUAUGGAACCAAAUCAUAUUAAAGCGAUAAACAAAACCACAACAACUUU